AUGCUGAUAUAUGCCUCACACUCUGGAUCAAUAGGUCUCGGCCAGAAAUCCGGAUUGAAAAAUAGGAGUGGCAAAACAACAAGAUCCAUUGCUCCUGGGUCACUUGGAUACCAAACGUCAGGGUUACCUAGUUACCUAUCAUCCAUUGACGAUCCCGCUCAAAAGUCUGUUCCAUCGCCAAUCAAGGUGCCCACGGGAGAAAGAUGUCGAAAUCUCGCAACAACAACUGGAGGAAAUCGCAGAGACCAUCUGGGAAGCACAGGACUAGUGCGAGAAGAGUGUUCUAUCCCCCGCCCAGUUGAACAGCCUCAAUAUGUGGAUGAGCAUUCGUGGACUGCAGUACUCCCGGAUCUACAAGACGGCAGUGAUUCUACGCCAAAGCAAAACCAACAAGAAGUCUGGAGACACACCUGGGGUGAAGAUUAA
Molecule: messenger RNA, 426 nt
Organism: Penicillium canariense
Lineage: Eukaryota; Fungi; Ascomycota; Eurotiomycetes; Eurotiales; Aspergillaceae
Exons: 2
Coding region: 1-426 (141 amino acids)
Source: RefSeq, a predicted model, not a curated record